This is a messenger RNA of Fulmarus glacialis (Northern fulmar), 1254 nucleotides long. RefSeq names its product triple functional domain protein-like. The transcript has 7 exons. Lineage: Eukaryota; Metazoa; Chordata; Aves; Procellariiformes; Procellariidae. The coding region runs from base 1 to 1254 and encodes 417 amino acids. The record is from RefSeq and is a predicted model, not a curated record. Gene Ontology annotation, molecular function: guanyl-nucleotide exchange factor activity; protein binding. Gene Ontology annotation, biological process: axon guidance. Gene Ontology annotation, cellular component: cytoplasm.
AUGCAGGCGUGGGUCGUGCUUUUCCGUGGAGCUCGCCACGCCGCGAGCGGGUCUGUGCCGACACCUCUGCUCACCCCAUCGCUGCCGUGGUGGGCUGUGCAGUGGGUGACGGGGCUGCGGGCACUGCAGCGGCACCGCGGCGGGUUUCGCAAAAAUGAUGAAAUGAAGGCUAUGGAAGUAUUGCCAAUUUUAAAGGAAAAAGUUGCAUACCUUUCAGGUGGCAGAGAUAAGCGUGGAGGUCCCAUUCUAACAUUUCCAGCUCGUAGUAAUCAUGAUAGAAUACGGCAAGAAGACCUUAGAAGAUUAAUUUCAUACCUAGCUUGUAUUCCUAGUGAGGAAGUAUGUAAACGAGGAUUCACCGUCAUUGUAGAUAUGCGUGGGUCAAAAUGGGACUCCAUAAAGCCUCUGCUGAAGAUUUUACAGGAAUCUUUUCCAUGUUGUAUUCAUGUUGCACUGAUAAUCAAGCCAGACAAUUUCUGGCAGAAACAGAGGACUAACUUUGGCAGCUCUAAGUUUGAGUUUGAGACAAAUAUGGUGUCUCUGGAAGGCCUUACCAAAGUAGUUGAUCCUUCUCAGUUAACCCCAGAAUUUGAUGGCUGUUUGGAGUACAACCAUGAGGAGUGGAUAGAAAUCAGAGUUGCCUUUGAGGACUACAUUAGCAAUGCAACCCAUAUGCUGUCCAGACUGGAGGAAUUGCAAGAUAUAUUGUCAAAAAAGGAAAUGCCUCAGGACCUGGAAGGUGCUCGCAAUAUGAUAGAGGAGCAUUCACAAUUAAAAAAGAAAGUCAUUAAGGCCCCUAUCGAGGACCUUGAUGUGGAAGGGCAAAAGCUGCUCCAGCGGAUACAGAGCAGUGAUAGCUUUCCCAAAAAGAACUCUGGGUCAGGGAAUGCAGACUUACAGAACCUUUUACCCAAAGUAUCUACCAUGCUGGACAGGCUGCACUCAACACGGCAGCAUCUGCAUCAGAUGUGGCAUGUGCGGAAAUUGAAAUUGGACCAAUGUUUUCAGCUCAGGCUUUUUGAGCAGGAUGCUGAAAAGAUGUUUGACUGGAUCACACACAACAAAGGUCUGUUUCUGAACAGCUACACGGAGAUCGGAACCAGUCAUCCCCAUGCAAUGGAGCUUCAGACACAGCACAAUCACUUUGCCAUGAACUGUAUGAAUGUGUAUGUAAACAUAAACCGCAUCAUGUCGGUAGCAAAUCGCCUGGUCGAGUCUGGCCAUUAUGCUUCACAGCAAAUAAAACAGAUUUAA